Maudiozyma barnettii is the source of this 1221-nucleotide messenger RNA. RefSeq names its product GTPase-activating protein RNA1 (gene RNA1). Gene Ontology annotation, molecular function: small GTPase binding; GTPase activator activity. The record is from RefSeq and is a predicted model, not a curated record. The transcript has a single exon. Gene Ontology annotation, biological process: activation of GTPase activity; nucleocytoplasmic transport. The coding region runs from base 1 to 1221 and encodes 406 amino acids. NCBI's taxonomy places the organism in Eukaryota, Fungi, Ascomycota, Saccharomycetes, Saccharomycetales, Saccharomycetaceae. Gene Ontology annotation, cellular component: cytosol; perinuclear region of cytoplasm; nucleus.
AUGGCAACUUUAUCAUUCAUUCCAGUGUACCCUGAAGAAAAUUGCUUUUCGAUUGCAAGUCAAGCACUUAAACUUACUACAGAAGAGGAUAUUACACCACAUCUUGAUGCCAUUCUCAAGAUUUCUGCCGUUAACAAGAUAGAUUUAUCUGGUAAUACCUUAGGUAUAGAUGCUUCAAAGGCCUUAGCUAAAUUGAUUGCUUCAAAUGAAUCAAUUUAUAACAAUUUAAAAGAAGUCAAUUUUGCUGAUCUUUACACUUCUCGUCUUGUUGAUGAAGUGGUCGAAUCCUUAAAUGUUCUGUUACCUGCAUUUUUGAAAUGUCCUAAAUUGACAAUUGUUAAUUUAUCUGAUAAUGCAUUUGGCUUAAGAACAAUCGAUUCUCUAGAAUCUUAUAUUUCAAAUGCAACUGCCUUAGAACAUUUGAUUCUAAGUAAUAAUGGUAUGGGUCCUUUUGCAGGCGAACGUAUUGGGAAAGCUUUGUUCCAUUUAGCUAAGAAUAAGUUAAAAUUAACUCCACCAGCUCCUUUAUUAAGCACUUUUAUCUGUGGUAGAAAUAGAUUGGAGAACGGUUCCUCUUUAUAUUUAGCCUUAGGUUUAAAGGCUCAUGCUGCAGGUUUAAAAACUGUUAAAUUAUAUCAAAAUGGUAUCAGACCUCGUGGUAUUAUGAAUUUGAUUCAUUAUGGGUUUAAAUAUAAUACUCAUUUGGAAGUAUUAGAUCUACAAGAUAAUACAUUGACUAAGACCGCAUCUUUGAUGCUUGCUGAAAACUUACCUAUUUGGAAGGAUGUCCUUGUAGAAUUGAAUUUGAAUGAUUGUUUAUUGAAAAAGGAUGGUGCUGAUGCAAUCAUGGAUGUCUUCACUAAAUUAACAUUCCCACAUUUGAAGGCUUUGAAACUAGAAUUUAAUGAAAUUGUUCAAUCUACUAUUGAAGAGAAAUUGUUGAAGGCUUUAGAGUCUAAGAAAUUGCCGGAAUUGAAAGUAUUACAAAUUAAUGGUAAUGUUUUGGAAGAGGACUCUGAAGCACUUGAUACUUUGCAAGGAAUGUUCGAUGACUUGGAAUUGGAUGAUUUAGAAGAAUUAGAUAGUGAUGAGGAAGAGAGUGAUGAGGAAGAUGAUGAAAAUGAAACAUUCCAGAGUGUCGAGACAGAUCUGUUAGAGAAGGAUCUAUCGCAAUUAGAAAUUGACUCUUUGAUUGCUGAUUUAGCAAAAGCCUCUAUUUAA